Betta splendens (Siamese fighting fish) is the source of this 3035-nucleotide messenger RNA. RefSeq names its product NIPA like domain containing 4 (gene nipal4). The transcript is spliced from 10 exons. The record is from RefSeq and is a predicted model, not a curated record. Gene Ontology annotation, molecular function: magnesium ion transmembrane transporter activity. Gene Ontology annotation, cellular component: membrane. Gene Ontology annotation, biological process: magnesium ion transport. Bases 97 to 1314 code for a protein of 405 amino acids. Lineage: Eukaryota; Metazoa; Chordata; Actinopteri; Anabantiformes; Osphronemidae.
ACGGAUGCAGCCACAGAGGGUUCGGUUCUCCUCCUAGACGCCGUUGGUGCCGUUUUGUGUUUGGAUCGCGGUCAGCUUCCUCAACACAUCGACGCGAUGCGAGAUGUUCAUCUGAACAAUGGGACCUGCGGGAACGAGUCUGUGCUCAGGUUGUGGUGUGGUGCUCAGUCAUCAGAGUGUUGGCUCUCAGCGUCUUCCUCACACCUGAACAAGACAGAUGUGCAGGUAAACACUACAUACAACAUGUACAACAUGUGGCUGGGCCUGACUCUGGCUCUGCUGUCAGCCUUUUUGAUUGGUGGAAGCGUCAUUCUCAAGAAGAAAGCUCUGCUUCGAUUGGCCAGGAACGGACACACCAGAGCAGGUGACGGAGGUCAUGGCUACCUGAAGGACUGGCUGUGGUGGGGAGGCCUGUUAACCAUGGGAGCCGGGGAGGCCUGUAACUUUGUGGCCUACAUGUUCGCACCAGCCACAUUGGUGACACCUCUGGGAGCCCUGAGCGUCCUCAUCAGUGCCGUUCUGUCCUCCUACCUGCUGGGGGAAGUGCUGAACCUGCUGGGGAAGCUCGGCUGCUUCCUGUGUGUGCUGGGCAGCAUCCUGCUGGUCAUUCACGCGCCAGAGGAACAGGAAGUGACAUCACUGCAGGACAUGACCAAUAAGCUGCUGGAGCCAGGUUUCCUGGUGUACGCGGCGGCUGUGCUGGUUCUGUGCAUUUUGCUCGUGCUCUACGUGUGUCCUCGUUUUGGUCGUUCCAACAUCCUAGUCUACAUCAGCAUCUGCUCCCUGCUCGGCGCCUUCACCGUGUCGUCUGUGAAGGGCCUGGCCAUCGCCAUCAACACCGCUUUUCAUGACACCUCGGUGUUUGCUAAUCCACUCACCUGGAUCCUGCUGCUAGUGCUAGUGGUCUCCAUAGUAACACAGGUGAACUAUCUGAACAAGUCCUUGGACACGUUCAACACGCUGAUGGUCUACCCCAUCUACUACGUCCUCUUCACCUCUGUGGUUCUGUCCACCUGCAUCAUCCUCUUCCAAGAGUGGAGGAGCAUGGCUGCUGUGGAUGUAGUUACCACACUGGGAGCCUUCCUGGUCAUCGUGGUGGGCGUCGCCAUGCUGCACCUGUUCAAAGAGCUGCAGGUGACGCUGAAGGAGCUGACCCGUCAGCUGUCCCAGCCGGUGGAGGAGGGUCCAGCUGGCGUCUCGGCAAGAGGACGGAGGAAGGAGAAGGAGGACAAGUACGGGCUGAUGGACAACGUGGUGAUAGAGAGUCUGCCUCCGAUGAGGGAGGAAGGACCCAGAGUCUUCAUCAUCAGCUAGAACCAAGGUCCAUUUCAAGGCCGUUGUUCUGACAAUGAAUCCUGAUGACUUGAGCAUCACAGCUUGGAAACCACUUCAGUAACUUGUAGUGUUUUUGUCUUGGAUAUGGUUCUUUUAAGAAAAUUCCAGUUGUACCAAACCGCAUCACUUAAACCACUGAGAACUGGGUCUCAUCUCAUAAAGUCUUGCGGAUUGCUGACCCGGACCGUUUAUUGCUCUGCUCUUUCCUGGGAUUCAUUGACAGAAAGACAAAGGUUUCGGGUUCUGCUUUCUUUCACCCACAAACUAUAUUGACUUAUGGAUUGAUAGUUCCUUAUAAAUUCAUCCUAGUUGUGGUUGAGUGAGGUCAGUUCUGGCUACUUUAUUACCUACUGACACCGGUUUGGUUCUGUUUUUCCUCUGAGCUGACAACUGGAGUCUGUGAUGUAGCACCACACAGAACCAAGCCAGCAUUUUAAAAGUAUUGAACUGAUUCCUGACGCUUGGACAUGGCGGUGGCAGCACGUCACAGUGGCCUGCAUCAUCACCACGGUACUGAUCCGGUUCUAAAGGGUCGCCAGGCAUCGCAUCUCCUGAUGUGGUACUAGUGGACUGAACUGUUUGUGUGCAGCUGCUGAAGACUCGUCUAUUUAUGAAGCUCAUUGGGUCAAACAGAACCAUGUCCAGUUGCAGUGUUCUGGACAAACGUUUUAGAUCAAUCGUCGUCAUUUCAAUAAAGAACUGAGUCAUUCCAUCACUGAGACGAAUGAAUUUUUGUGCUGUUACUGUUUCUGCUGUUAGAAACGUUUCAGAAGACUCAAGAGACAAACCUCUGUCCUCCUCUAUGCUCCUCUCCUCUCUGCAGUGCAUGCUGGGAGCGUGGUGAGACCGCAGGUGUUUGAAUAGGUGUGGAGGGGGUGGAGCAUGUGGAGUUGGUGAAUAUGCUAGGGGUGUUUCUGGACACAUUUCUAUCGUUUUUUCUUUGGCAAAAAGGUAAUUAAACUUGUUUUUAACUUCCCUCCAGGGGGAAGGUUCACCUCCUCUGUCCAUGUGACAUGGGGUUGGGGUUGCUGCAAACCCGUGCUAUAUAGAGGAAGUAAAGGUCGUAACAAGGUUUCUGUAGGUGAAGGAUCAUUAUUGGAACUUGUUUUGGCAAUAGGGGAACAGAUCGGCCACCUCUCGAAUGAGCGGCACCGUAGUGGUGACAUCAGAAAAGAGGCUCUGGUUCAUAAGCUGGUAGAAAGUGUACUGGUACUUGAGGGUGAAUAUGUGACUGUGUCACCACUGUUUGUUCUUUCCACCCAUGUUACUGUCUACUACUACUGUAAUGGAAAAUUGUUUCUUCCUUAUUCUAUGUGGUUAUUAUGAUUUAUGUUCUGCAAUUAAUAUCAUGUUUUGUCUUCCUCUGUUUUAUGCAUUGGACAUUUCACCUACAUUGUUCAAUGGUUGUCUUUGCCUGACUCUGAACUCUAGCCCCCAAACCCAAGGCCGAGAGUUGUGUCUCUGUCUGUUGAGACUUAGCGCUCCUUCCUUUCUGAUAUUCAGGCGCCAGUGAUGCAGAUGUGAGAAUGUAAACAUCUCCACACACACGGCGACAGCGAUGAAAGGGUGCAUUGAGGAUCGUGGGCUCUUUGCAUCACACCUUCGUGGUGUGUGCUCUGAUCUCCAAGCUGGUUUUUGGUUUGUUGAUGUGCAUGAUCAACAUCCAUGUUUUUGAUUUGCUUUCCCCAUUAUUUUUUAUU